Molecule: messenger RNA, 2136 nt
Organism: Antechinus flavipes (yellow-footed antechinus)
Lineage: Eukaryota; Metazoa; Chordata; Mammalia; Dasyuromorphia; Dasyuridae
Gene: LMOD2
Product: leiomodin 2
Exons: 3
Coding region: 92-1750 (552 amino acids)
Biological process (GO): muscle contraction; myofibril assembly; pointed-end actin filament capping
Cellular component (GO): myofibril; striated muscle thin filament
Molecular function (GO): tropomyosin binding; actin binding
Source: RefSeq, a predicted model, not a curated record
UGCCAGCCUGCCGGCCCGGGUCCCUGCCUGUUUCUGGCUUCUUGUAUGCCCGAUUCUUCCACCUUUCUAUUGAUCUGACAAACCAGGGACCAUGUCUACCUUUGGCUACAGAAGAGAACUGAGCAAAUAUGAAUCCAUCGACGAGGAUGAGCUCCUGGCUUCACUCACAGCUGAGGAGCUCAAAGAGCUAGAGAGGGAGCUGGAAGAUAUUGAGCCCAAUAGGAACCUACCAGUGGGACUAAGGCAAAAGAGCCUGACCGAAAAAACCCCUACUGGGACGUUCAGCAGAGAGGCACUGAUGGCCUACUGGGAGAAAGAGACCAAAAAGCUUCUGGAGAAAGAGAGGCUAGGGGAGUGUGAUAAGGGUACAGAAGAAGACAAAGAAAGCGAGGAAGAACUGAUCUUUACGGAGAGCAAUAGUGAAGUGUCUGAAGAGGUUUAUACUGAAGAGGAAGAGGAGGAGGAAGAGGAAGAAGAAGAAGAAGAAGAAAGUGAUGAAGAAGAGGAAGCAGAAAGGAAGCCUGAGGUCCCGGAGGCCCGUCAGGGAACUCCGAAUUGCGUACAGGGCCGUUCCGAUAGCCCUAAGCCAAAGACAUUUAAAAGUCAAAUAGAAAACAUAAAUCUAACGAACGGCCACAGUGGCAGAAACACGGAGUCUCCUACUGCCAUCCACCCUUGCGGCAAUCCUACCGUUAUCGAGGACACUUUGGAGAGGGUGAAGAACAACGACCCGGACACCACCGAGAUCAACCUGAACAACAUCGAGAACAUCACGACGCCGAAUCUGACCCGCUUGGCCGAAGCGCUCAGGGACAACACGGCCGUGAAAACCUUAAGCCUGGCCAAUACGCGCGCCGACGACGCAGCCGCCAUCGCCAUCGCCGAGAUGCUGAAGGUCAACCAGCACAUCACCAGCGUCAACAUCGAGUCCAACUUCAUCACCGGGAAGGGGAUCCUGGCCAUCAUGCGGGCGCUCCAGCACAACACGGUUCUGACGGAGCUGCGCUUCCACAACCAGAGACACAUCAUGGGCAGUCAGGUGGAAAUGGAGAUCGUCAAGCUGCUGAAGGAGAACACCACGCUGGUGAGGCUGGGCUAUCACUUUGAACUUGCUGGACCAAGAAUGAGCAUGACGAGCAUUCUGACGAGAAAUAUGGACAAACAGAGGCAGAAACGGAUGCAGGAGCAAAAGCAACAAGAGGGCUAUGACGGAGGAAGCAACUUCAGAGCCAAAGUCUGGCAGAGGGGAACUCCCGGCUCUUCUCCUUAUGCGUCCCCAAGACAUUCUCCUUGGUCAUCUCCAAAACUACCUAAGAAAGUCCAGUCAGUGAGAAGUCGACCUGCAUCUCCCGCGGCCCCAUCUCCUCCUCCUCCUCCCCCACCGCCACCUCCUCCUCCUCCUCCUCACGUGUCACUACUACCUCCUCCCCCACCACCGCCCCCACCUCCUCUGCCAGAGAAAAAGCUAAUAACCCGAAAUAUUGCAGAAGUCAUCAAACAACAGGAGAAUGCCCAAAGAGCACUGCAAAAUGGACAGAAAAAGAAAAAAGGGAAAAAGUUAAAGAAACAACCCAACAAUAUAUUGAAAGAGAUAAAAAAUUCAUUAAGGUCAGUUCAGGAAAAGAAAGCAGAAGAAAGUUCCCGACCCUCCACUCCGCAGAGAUCAGCUCAUGACAACCUCAUGGAUGAGAUUCGGGGAAGCAGUAUAAGACAGUUAAGGCGGGUGGAAGUACCAGAGGCUCUUCGAUAGAAUAAGAAAUAGAGAAGAAUCCAAGCAUCACUUCACAAAGAGGAUGCCGAAUUGUUCAAUGGUAUUCAAUAGACUGAAUUGUGCAGUGUUUCCCAAAUACACUCGUCAAUUUGAAACAUCCUUUUCCACCCUAAAUAACAGCACCAAAAUAUCAUCCCAAAUAGAGUUUUAAGAAAUAGGCAUCAUUCUGUUGUAAAUAUGAAAAUAAAUAAAUGUCUUUUUUUAUUUAAUGAUAUUUUUAUUGGCAAGUAGCAAUUUAUUUAAAAAUUAUCUUAAGUAUUUACUUGUAAAUCUCUGGAUAUGUUAAUUGUCCUUAACUGCACUAGAUUCUCAGCCUGUGUUGAGGUUUUAGGACCUUUUCCCUUAAUAAAAUUAGUUUAAAGUUU